This is a messenger RNA of Gossypium raimondii (Peruvian cotton), 973 nucleotides long. Its product is annotated as transmembrane emp24 domain-containing protein p24delta3. The record is from RefSeq and is a predicted model, not a curated record. The transcript has 4 exons. Bases 116 to 757 code for a protein of 213 amino acids. Gene Ontology annotation, biological process: Golgi organization; intracellular protein transport; endoplasmic reticulum to Golgi vesicle-mediated transport. NCBI's taxonomy places the organism in Eukaryota, Viridiplantae, Streptophyta, Magnoliopsida, Malvales, Malvaceae. Gene Ontology annotation, cellular component: endoplasmic reticulum; endoplasmic reticulum-Golgi intermediate compartment; Golgi apparatus.
GUGGCCGUUGCCUUGUUGGUGUUCGAACCUUUGAUCGAAACUUUUCCGAUCUCACCCUCCAAGAAAAACCCUAACAUUGUAGAGGAAGAAACCAGAUAUUUCGUUUAGGAGAGAGAUGAUAAAGGCGAUGACAUUCCCACCGUUUCUCGUCGUAUUACUCUUGGCUUUGAGUACUGGUCCACUGUGUGACGCCAUUUGGUUGAAUAUUCCAAAAACCGGCACCAAGUGCGUCUCCGAGGAAAUCCACAGCAAUGUCGUUGUUUUGUCUGAUUACGUCGUCGUUUCCGUGGAAGACGGUCAAACCGCUACCAUUGCCGUCAAGGUGACAUCCCCGUAUGGGAACAAUCUUCACCACAGGGAGAAUGUAACGUAUGGCCGGUUUGCAUUCACAACCGAGGAAGCUGGCAAUUACCUAGCAUGUUUCUGGUCGGAUAACCGUACUCGUGGAAGCGGUGAAGUUGUUGUCAACAUUGACUGGAAAACUGGGAUUGCAGCUAAAGACUGGGAGUCAGUUGCCAGAAAAGAGAAACUUCAGGGUGUUGAGCUGGAGCUGAGGAAACUCGAAGGAGCAGUGGAGGCCAUUCAUGAGAAUUUACUCUAUCUGAAAAGCAGAGAAGCAGAAAUGAGGAGUACGAGUGAGACCACAAAUGCCAGAGUCGCGUGGUUUAGUAUCAUGUCUUUGGGUAUCUGCAUCGUUGUUUCAGGCCUGCAAGUGUGGUACUUGAAGCGAUUCUUCCAAAAGAAGAAGCUUAUCUAAAUUUUGAUCGGUAGAUGAGAAAAUUCAAUAAUUUCUUUUGUUUUCUUGUUAUUUUUCUUUUCAUGUAUGUUGCACAACGGAAAUUUUGAUUUGAUGCUAUGUUUUCGCAUCAUGUUAUAUAUAAAUCAGCAUAUUCUUUGAUUGAAGGUUACCACUGGUUUUUUACUCUUUUUAUUUGAAUAGCCUGUGCUCUGUAGCUCAGCCCACUGCAAUUUU